AUGUUUGUACUGAUAGAUAAUGUCCUCGCCUACCUUCUUGAACAAGACGACCAAUUUGUAACCGCACGCUUCGCUAUUCAGGGCCAAAUAGUCACGAGAAGAGUAAACAAAACACACACCUCAAACAUCGAUGAUGUACUCCUUCUACAGUUCAUAAGUCAUACACAGCCUCAUAUUGAGAAUAUCUCUCCAAAAAAAAUUCUCGACAGCAUGAGAACGGCCGUACGGCAGUUGCUGGACGCAACUGCCUGUGUAUCUAGAGAGUGCCUUCUCAUAAAAAGAAAUAUCGAAAUAAGAAGAGCAAGAAAACGUCUUCUCAGUGAUUGGUAUAGACUGGGUGCGGACACAAAUCACGAUUCCGUUUUGGUAGUUGUCAACUCUGCCUGGAGAUUUCUGGUCGUAUGGCGACCGUUUAUAAACUCCAUACAACAGGCAACCCAGGAACUGUUUAGGAAAAUCGCCCACUAUCUUCUCUAUGGCAACGUCGACAUACAGAGAAUCGCGGCACUAAUACAAAUCGUAAUGGGGCAGGACUAUUUACUUUUUAGUAUGGAUGAAGUCACACAAGAAAUCGCCAAAAUACAACUGUAUUUGGAUAAAAUGCUACCGCACGACCCCCACCAAUGGAAAAAGCCACUGCCCUUUGACUCUGCAAAUUUACUACUAAACUUUAGAGACUGGACAACUGAUAAUGCUCUCCUCGAGGAGUUGCAACUCUGCUAUUCCACAAAUAUUGACAAACACGAAAAACUUUCCGUUGCUCGUCUAAUACAACUAUGGUUGGAGUCUUAUUGGCAGGACAGUUAUCACACCUUAAAUUGCAUCCUUCACUUCUGGUACGACAACCUGUCCACAUUCACUGAGUACCAUGUCGUUUUUACGGAUAUAGUCCAAUUGCUUACAGAUGAAAAAAGAACCAAACAAUUAAAAGUCCAAUACAUUGGUCUCACUAGCAAAGAACCCGAAAACAACAAAAAACAACAACACACUGAUUACACAACUUUAUUCGAUGACUACAAGAUUGACAAAACAGACGCAAAUGACGAAUUGUCUCAUACAAACGACCUCGAUGAUUUCCUCCUCCAAUGGAAACAAGGCCACGAGCUAGACGUCGACGCCUUUGCUCUUGACGUGCCUGCAUGGUCACUUGCAAAGACAUUAACGCUCUUGGAAUCUGCUCUUUACCUGAACAUUGAAACAAUACAGUUCACAAGACAUUUCAAACAUAAAGAUACAGUCAUCGACUCUGUGUUCAUGUUUUCGAAUCAGCUAUCGUACUACGUACUUGAGACAACUAUACAGCAAACACGCACAAUUUCGUACUGGUUGCGGGUCGCGUUUGGUUGCUUGUAUUUGCGGAACUUAAACUCUCUUGCUACCAUCAUCACCUCGUUGCAGAACCAUUCCGUUGAAAGACUGUCUUUCCCGUUAAGUGUCAAAGAAGGUGAACUUUUUGAGCGUCUAAAGGUCAUUGUACAUCCAAGCAACAAUUACAACGUUUACAGAGACAUAAUUCAACAAAUUGCUCACAAUGAGCUCCCCUGUGUGCCUUUCACCUCACUGCUCAUCAGGGAUAUCACCUUCAUAAGAGAUGGAAACGAUACAUUUGCAAAAGAUGGCACUGGUGUCAACAUGCAGAAAUUCCAUCAAAUUACAAAGAUAAUAGCUUUUGCACAAUAUCUGCAACAGAAACAAUAUGAAAACCUACAGUGUUCAGAUAAUACUGCUAGAAGUCUUUUAGGUGCUAUGGUAGAAGUACAUAGCUUAUACAAAAACAAUAAAGACAGGGCAUAUCAAGUUAGUAUCGCCAAGAUUCCAAGAUUAACGUAA
Messenger RNA from Saccharomyces kudriavzevii IFO 1802, 1830 nucleotides. It is a transcript of the gene BUD5, whose product is annotated as Ras family guanine nucleotide exchange factor BUD5. Bases 1 to 1830 code for a protein of 609 amino acids. Gene Ontology annotation, biological process: Ras protein signal transduction; positive regulation of GTPase activity. Gene Ontology annotation, cellular component: plasma membrane. The transcript has a single exon. NCBI's taxonomy places the organism in Eukaryota, Fungi, Ascomycota, Saccharomycetes, Saccharomycetales, Saccharomycetaceae. Gene Ontology annotation, molecular function: guanyl-nucleotide exchange factor activity. The record is from RefSeq and is a predicted model, not a curated record.